AUGGACUCUCAAAAUGAGGAAGAAGAAUACAUCGCAGUAGAUGAUGUUGCUGAUGAUUCUGAUGAAGAGCAUGAAUGUCGAGUUUGUCGCGGAUCCGCAGAAGAAGGGCGACAACUCAUCAAACCUUGCAAAUGCUCCGGAUCAAUCGGGCUUGUCCACCAGGACUGUUUAGUUUCCUGGUUGGAAGUUACAAGAGGAGAUGGGCGUUGUGAACUGUGUAAAACAAAGUUUCGGUUUGACCCACAAUACGCUGAUAAUACUCCUGAUCGCUUACCUGCGCAUGAAGUGAUUCUGGGAUUGACUAGCCGAGCACUCGCGAAGUGGUUACCAUUUGGGCUGCGGAUUUCAAUUGCUUUGUUUGUUUGGCUGAUAGUUGCUCCAAUGUUGACAUCAUGUUUAUACCACGGAUGGAUGCAUCGCCCAUCUUCCGUUCUUACGAGAUGGAAAAGGGACACAAUACCGUCUGAUAUUGUCAGUGGGGCAAUAAUUGCAGCUGUUGUUAUAAUCAGUUUCCUUAGUCUGAUGAGUUUUGCGGAUUUCUUGAGAGUUCACUGGCAACAAGGGCCAAGACGGAGACCAGGUCUUGGUGAAGAAGAGGAGGUUGAUGGGAAUGGUGCUGAUAAUACAGAAGAUGAGAAUGGGAUUGAUGAAACCAUUGUGGAGAUUGCUCGAUCCCACGACUUCGCUCGGGAGACUAUGCAAGGAGCAGACGAAAAAUACGAUAGUGAUGCGGAGGGACCGAAAAAAAAACCGCUGGAUCAUCAAGAUUCAAUGGAGAACAAGGUCGCAACGCUAGACGAAUUACAUCUUGGGGCAGAUAAGGAUGGCGACGAUGAGGUGUACCCACCAGAUCUUGAUUACGAUGAUAUCAUUAACAACCCCCCAAGAGUUCGGGACCUGGUGGAAGACAAUAUCUUUCGAUUAGUACAUGAAAUGGAUGAGAGAAUGGAUGACCCGGGCAUUGAGGAGGAAGAGCAAGACCCCGAUAUAUGGCCGCAAGAAGAAGAUCCUCAAGAAGAUGGCUUUGCGCAGGUAGAUCCGGCAGCUUUGCAAGAUGACCAAGUGGAUAUGGAGAUAAAUGUUGCACUGGACGAGCUGCUUGGCCUCCGGGGCCCUUUCAGCACUCUAAUUCGGAAUCUGUUGUGGUUGCUUGCUUUCAAUGCGACGUACCUUGGGAUUUUCUCGUUUGUUCCAAAGGCAGUUGGAUCUACAGUAUAUUCUGGGUUGUUCAACAACACGGUCUGUGAUAACAUACUGAAAAAAAUUCCAUAUGUGUACUCAGACAAUGAAAACGCUACAACUGUCUCAUACAUUAUUCGUGAAUUGAACGAGGAGAGCGCCGACAAAGAGACCACUUUUCGACUGCCUGACAUUGUCACUGUCACACUUGGCUACUUUUCCAUUGCUGCAGUUGUUGUCAUGUUUCGGUACUUUUGGAUAUUUCUGUUGCAGCUUCAGCAAAAGAAAUCUGAAGAUGAGACUGCCCCUUUGCAACCACCUGCCGGUCUUGGCGAAGCAAGACAUGGUCGACACGGGGCUCAAAGAGAUGAAGUCGAUGAGAAUGGGACUACUCUUGAAGUUGCACUUGAUGCCACAGUUGCAGUAGUAAAAGUUGGGGUGCUUCUUUUCCUGAAAAUGUUUCUACUCCCUCUGUCACUUGGCCUUUGCUUGGAUGUAUCAACAAUGCCCCUUUUUGGUCAUUCUUUGGCAAGGAGGAUCGAGUUUGCUGGGGCAGAUAUUUUCUCAUUCAUCCUUCUCCAUUGGGUUGCUGGCAUCACCUUCAUGCUUCUUGUGACAGUGUUUCUCUUACAACUCCGAGAAGUGGCGCACCCAGACCUGCUUGCAGCUGUGAUCAGACCACAAGAGCCACAACCCGAUCUACUUGGAAAUUUGAUGCAUGAAACUGUUCUCACCCAUAUGAAGAGAAUGUUUCUCUCUCUUGGUAUCUAUGCACCACUUCUGACACUGCACGUUUACGUGCCUAUCAGGAUGAUUCAUUGGAUAGGACUGGGCGACUUCUUGGCGUUUUAUCAUCUCAACUUUUGGCACAUUGUCAUGCCCCAGCUACAGAUUCCUAUUGAGCUCGUAAUUUUCCACCUAUCAAUGCUUGCAUUACUUGAGCGAUAUAAGAACUCUAUUGGAGGUUGGCAGCAUACAUGGAUGGUGAUGAUGUGCAAGCACAUGGGUCUUACUGAAUAUGUACUCCCGAGAGCUGUGGAUAAGUUUCAGCUGGCGGGAACGAAGCGGGUUUUUCUUUCAAACGAAGAAUCGGAAUACAAUGUUGAUCCCUUCUGGUAUGAGCUCGCAUCAAAGGAGAAAAAUAUUGACUAUUUUGUAGAGUCAAAUAUUGAAAUAGCAGACGCAGCACAAGAUAGUCUUGUUGGAGAUGCAAAAGCAAAUGGUAUCCGAGUUCUCGAUUCAUCUUUGGGAUUCAUCAAGAUGCCAGAGACUGCCGGCUGCGAUGAUUCCAAUUCGAGGUGCUUGCUCCCGACAAAACGUGGAAGUUACUGCUUGAAGAAAAGCACAAUCGGCUCCAGCACCUCCGUUAGAAUAGAAUUUUGGAAAGAAAUUCCAGGUGAUACAAUUCCAAGACCUCCCGAAGGAUGGGACGAUCUUGGUGCCGGUGGAGCAUAUGUCCAAGGUAGAUGGGCUUGGGGUAAAGAGAGAAAGUCUGUGGUUGAGGGAAGUGUGGCACAUCGAAAGACAUUUCGAGUUUCUGAACAGCAUCGCCGUCCUCUUUUCCUUAUGCUUAAAGUCGUCGGCUUCUUUAUCUUCAGUUGGAUUGCCAUCACAUGCACAGUUUUUGGGCUGACAACUGCUCCAUUGGCUGUUGGAAGAUCCUUCUACUACCUCUUCCGCAUUCCUGAGAAGUACAUUCACGAUCCCUUUGCAUUCGUCAUGGGAGCAUUUGUUUUCUUUCCAUGUACAUCCGUCGUCGUAAAUGCUAUGAAGAAAGCAGAAGGAAGUUCUAUAUCGACAUGGCGAGAAUGGUUCUCAAAACUCUACCUGCCACCAUUGAGAAAAAUAUCAGUUCUUCUCGAAUCUGCGCUCUUGUGGGCAGCAGUCGCACCUUUCGCUCUUGGUCUCACAUACGAGCUUGUCGCCGUGAAAUCAUCCAAAUGGUUCAUGAUGGAAGAUCCUCUCAUUGAUGUAAAGACUGCAUUCAUGUCUUGGUUUCUGGGAUUUGUAGUCUUGAACAUAUGGGCAUUUGAAUCUUACAACAGCUUUUUCACUGAAGACUUUUGGGCAAACUUCUGGAACGCCAUUGUGGAACCUGCCGAUGACAAUGCGGUGAGGGAGGCAAGAAAUAACGUCAAUGCGGGUAAUGAAGCAUCUGGGAAAGGCAGUUGGCAAGGAAAGACCGGGAGAGUGGCUCAGUUUUUCAGUGUUUGGCGAUCUGUUGUUUUUGAUUGGGAAUGGGAAUACGUUGAUCAAGUGGCCUUAUUGGACGAGUUUUCCAGACCUAUUGCACGACAAGUUGCUAGUGCUCUAGUCGGGUCGACGAUAUGCUGGCAAAUUAUAAUACAAAUUGCCCCGAGUGUACUGCAGGCCGGAAAUGGGGGGUUUAUGGUGCCUUUAUUUGGUCAAGUCGAAUAUGGCAUUUUCCGCAUGGGAAUAUUCCGACUGUGCGCAGUUGGUCACGUGGGUGUGCAACUCUGCACUGCACACCGUCGACGUAUUGAACAAUGGUUUCGUGUUGCCCAUGACGCCGCCAGGGAUGAUAGAUAUCUAGUGGGAGAGAUUCUUAUGGCUUACGAUUCAAGCACAACUAUUGAUAUUCAGAAUUGA
This is a messenger RNA of Cylindrotheca closterium, 3789 nucleotides long. NCBI's taxonomy places the organism in Eukaryota, Bacillariophyta, Bacillariophyceae, Bacillariales, Bacillariaceae. The record is from the annotation of a GenBank genome assembly.